Triticum aestivum (bread wheat) is the source of this 3679-nucleotide messenger RNA. RefSeq names its product disease resistance protein RGA5. The transcript is spliced from 8 exons. Lineage: Eukaryota; Viridiplantae; Streptophyta; Magnoliopsida; Poales; Poaceae. The coding region runs from base 167 to 3580 and encodes 1137 amino acids. Gene Ontology annotation, molecular function: ADP binding. Gene Ontology annotation, biological process: defense response to other organism. The record is from RefSeq and is a predicted model, not a curated record.
CUUUUCUAUCAUCCUUUUCCCCCAACGCCCUCCUCUGUUCAUUCCCCUAUCGUCUUCGCCCGGCUCUCUCCCAUGUUCUUUAACAACCAGUCUACUAGCAUGUGAGCCAGUGGCAGGAUGUCUCGGAGGGGAGGAGACGUUGCUUAAAGGUGGAGAUCCAUCGACGAUGUUCAGAUAUAUCUGGGUUUGGCUUCAAGCCUUGUUCGGAUAUGUCAAGGUUUGGCCUCCUGAGGCUCAUGAUUCUGCCUGGCUCGGGGCAGCGCAGGCGAUGGAGGAGGAGCCGGUUACUGUUUCGCUCGGCCCCAUUGGCCCUCUCUUCCAGCAACUCCGUUCUGUGAUUGCUGCCCUCCAAGCCAACAGUGAUCGGCUCAAGCUCAAGGGGGUUAAGGCCCAGAUCCAGAUUCUCGGCCAAGAACUGGAGUGGCUAUGCAUCGACCUCAAGGGCAGAUCGGAGACGCCGGCAGACGCCAUCACCAUGUGCUGGAUGAAGCAGGUCCGGGAUCUGUGCUAUGAUACGGCGGACUACCUCGACGAGCUCGUGCACUUCAUCCACUGCUCCUCCGGUACCCGCCGCCGUAGGAUUAGGGUCCGUCUUUUUGGGGGGAAUAAUCGUCCUGUUGGAUCCAAGACCUAUCGGAUGUCCAGGAAGCUCACCUGGCUUUCCUUGCCAAAGGUGAAGAAAUUGAAGCGAGCGCCCUUGAUUGCAAAAUUGACAGCACUGGCAGCCCGUGUCGAGGAUGCGGAUGAAAGACGCAAAAGAUUCAAGUUCUCUUCACCCACACCCAGCAAACCUGACUAUGGACAAGCAGCUGUUCUCAUGCCCCAGAUUACCACCCCCGAACUCCACAUCGACAAGGUCUACAAGCUGCUGGACUUGGAUGGCAAUGAGAUGGAGAAAAAUCUCAAGGUGGUAACUAUCUUUGGAUCUGCCGGUGUUGACAAAACAGCAAUUGCCAGGACCUUGUAUCACCAGCAUGGAGGGAGGUUCCAGCACCGGGCUUUCAUCCGGGUCACUCGAGAUCCCGAUAUGAGGAGGCUUCUCACCGACAUGCUCUCACAAAUAAAGGCGCCACCGGCAAAUCAAUUUUCUAAUGUCCGAGAACUUAUAGUCCACAUCACCAAACAUCUGCAAGGAAAAAGGUACUUAAUUAUAGUAGAUGACCUAUGGACCACGUCAACCUGGGAUAUUAUCAUCCGAGCUCUUGCUGAUGGUGAUUAUUGCAGAAUAAUAACAACAACACAGGUUGAGGAUGUAGCCCUGGCAUGCUGCAGUUAUCAGUUAAAGCAUAUAUAUGAGAUUACUCCUCUUAAUGACGAUCAAUCAGGAAAAUCUGAGGGCAGUUGUACCACAUAUCCUAGUUCCAAAAGGAUGAAAGAAGCUCUAAACCUUGAGUAUAAUAAUCUCCCACCCCGUUUGAAGACUUGCUUGUUAUAUCUGAAUAUGUAUCCCGAGGGAUACACGGUCUGGAAGGAUGAAUUGGUGAAGCAAUGGUUAGCUGAAGGUUUCAUCGGCUCUGUACAAGGACAAGACAUAGAGGAUACUGCAGGUUACUAUUUUGAUGCUCUCAUCAGUAGUGGACUGGUCCAAUCUGUGGAUACCAAUCAUAAUGGUGAUGUGUUGUCAUGUACACUUCACCACAUGGUACUGGAUCUUAUAAGACAAAAAUCCAUGGAGGAGAAUUUCGUCACUAUUGUGAAUUAUUUUCAAACAAUUCUUGGACUUUCGGACAAGGUUCGUCGACUGUCUGUCCAGUUGGGAGGUGCAAAAGGUGCAAAUAAUAUACCAGAGAAUAUGAGAAUAUCCCAAGUUAGAUCACUUCUAUUUUCUGGAUUCUUCAAAUGUGCACCUUCCAUUGUGCAUUAUGGGCUUCUUCAAGUUUUAGUUCUUCAUAUUUGGUCUGAUAAAGAUGAGAUUUUUGAUCUGGCUACAAUUGGUGAGCUAUAUCGAUUGAGAUAUCUGAAGAUUGAGUGUAAUAUCACUAUCAAGCUUCCGGGCAACAUUCAAAGGCUGCGACACUUGGGUACUUUGCAAGUAGAUUCAAGAUUAUCUUCUGUUCCGUCUGGUAUUGUUCAACUGGAGAAGUUGUUGCACCUCUGCCUUCCGAGUGAGUCUAUUCUGCCUCAUGGGGUUGGCCGAAUGACAUGUCUUCGCACUCUGGGGUAUUUUGAUCUCGGCCGUAACUCAGAAGAUAAUCUGAGGGAUCUUGGUGAGCUGAUAAAUCUCCAGGAUCUUCAGCUGACCCGUUCUACAGCACAGCCUGCUGACAGUCUUGAAAAUAAUAUGCAACUCCUGGGCUCAGUUCUUAAGAAACUCAGCAUCCUGCAGUCUGUAACUCUUCUACCCACUGCAGAAUCCUCUAAUGUAUAUACUCUGAAGGAUGAAGCUCAUGUUUCAAGGAUGCGCAUUUCCUGUGACGGCUUGUGCAUGGUGUCCCCUGCCCCAGCCCAUCUUCAGAGAAUCGAGUUGUCGUAUCGCUGUUGCAUCUUCUCCAAACUCCCCAAGUGGCUUGGAGAACUCACCAAACUCCGCAUUCUUAAGAUUGCAGUUGGGGAGCUAUCAAAGGAAAAUAUUAAUAUACUGAAAGUACUACCUGCUCUUGCAGCGCUGUCGUUGCAUUUACCGACAAUGACUGCAGAAAGGAUUGUCUUUGGCAAGGGAGGAUUCAAAGUUCUCACAUACUUCAAGUUCAAGUGCACUGUGCCUUGGCUAAAAUUUGAAGCAGAUGCAAUGCCUAUUCUCGGGAAGCUCAAGCUGAGCUUCAAUUCCCCGAUAGUGGAUGAACAAGGAGCUACACCUAUCAUCAUCGAGCACUUGUCAUCAGGAAUUAAAGAGAUCUCUGCAAAAAUUUGUUGUAGAGGCGUUAAUGCAAGGUCUGCCUUGCUGAAAGCCAUUAGAAAUGAUCCAGGAAAUCCUGAGGUGCAAUUGAGGGGUCCCAUCUAUUAUGAUGACAAAGGUAGAGGAAUGGUGACACGUGAAGGCUCAAGGGAAGAUGAGAACAAUGAAGUUCAUAGCAGGGUUCAUAUGCUGCCGAAGUCCUCACGUCUACCUGUUCCUGCAAUACACAGCAGGGUAGAAGAACUGGAAGAUAGACCUUCUGUAUGUGAAAUAAUCAGCAUUCCGAGUGAAUCUGGAAGCACAUACGGUCACACUGUCCAGGCAAAUUGCUCCCUCUGCAAAGAAACCUUAGGGCCGGAGAUACUUGAUCUUCAUAAAAGUGAACAGUGCACACAGAGGAUGGUUGUGUGUGGAUAUUGUGAUUACGAAUUGCCUGCAAUUGAUAUUCAAGAACAUCAGGAUGUAUGUGGAAACCGAAGAGAGUUUUGUCAAACAUGCAAGAAGUAUAUUAGACUUCGUGAAUGGAUAGGGCACGAAAUGCAGUGCCACGUUAGCUCAUAUGGUUCUGGAGAAUCAUCAAGUGCCAGAACCAUUCCAGAGAGAGAAGUGCGGCCUCCUCCACUGGUACGACCAGUGCGUGCUGUGCUUGCUGCACAACACAGGCGGCUUCUCCUUACGAUUGCGGUAACUGGAAUCGCCGUCAUGGUUGGAUCAAUACUGUUCCAGAAGGAGGAGAGUUUCUAGGUCCGGCAGCCAUGGAUUUCCUAUCUCAUAGUUGUUUUCAACAGCAGUAUGAUAAGAUUCUACUCGUAUAAGAUAAUAUAUAUAAUCUCUUGAUGUAUA